UCGUAGGGGUUGCCCAAGGAGGUCGGAAAAACAGGAGGCGAAAAACAAAGCCAACGACCAAACAAUGUGAGAAAAUGCACGCGUGCGAAAAUGCUGCUCAAAAAGUACGUGAAAACGCGGCGUAAGGUGAAGAUCCUUCUCCUCCUGGCCAUCGUCGGUCUACUGGUCAUCACCAUCAUAGUGCUGGGCUCCAGUGGACGUAAUGCGGCCAUUGAAUUGCUUCUGGACGAGCGGUUCAUUGCCCGAGCCUACAGGCCCGGGGAUCAGCCUCAAUCCCCCGAAAAGCCACCGGCAGUCGCUGUGGCCCUGAUCCAGGCGCAGCGGGAGAACGGCGUGAUUGUGCCCGAGAAGUACGAUGAGCAGAAGAUCAAGGAGCGCAUCAUCCAGAGCAAAAUAGAUCUGAUGAAGCAGCAGCAGCAGAGGGACCACGAGGCGGAGCAGGCGUCGAGGACCACUUUGGAUGUGGUGAUCACAGCAGUGCAUAUUUUCUACACAGCACCAGUGCCGUGGUACAAGUCCAAGAAGCCACCUCCGCCGCCGGCGGAGCAUCCAACCGAUGUACCACUAACAACUCCGCGACCAGUCAGGAUUCUCAACACAGCCUUCUAUCCGGCUUUGGGUCUCUACAAGCCCAGUACGUCGCUGCUUUCCCAGCACUUUGAGAACAUCCGCAGCUGUGGCAUAGGAGUGCUCAUCCUGAGCUUCACCGGUGGCAAGCCGGCGGAGGCGGCGCUACUCCAUCAGAUCCUGGAACUGGCCCCCCAGCACAAUCUAAGCGUGACCUUCGAACUCAGUGUGGCCGGAAAUCAAAGCGUGGAGUAUGUGCGGCAGCAGCUGCAGGAGAUUUCCACCUACGCCAGUCUGCCUGGAUUCUACAAGGUCUGGAGUCAGUCGAGAGGUGUCUCCCUGCCAGUUCUCUACGUGAGCAAUGCCUACAAGUUGAGUGAUAGUCUGGGCAGGCUGCUCUGUCGAACGCCUUCGCUGGUGGAACCAGAUGGAUUGAGAAGGGUACUGGACGCCUUCUUCAUAGGACACAUAAGGCUCAAAAGUCAUGCGGAUGUCGUGCGGCGAUUGUGUUUCGACGGCUUCUAUAGUAAACUGCCCAGCAAUGGAGCUGUGUUCGCCAGCACCUGGAAGAACUGGUCGUAUCUGAAAUCGUUUGCAUUAUCCUACAAAAUGCUGUUUGUGCCCACUGUCGGUCCGGGAUUUGCGGAGAGAAACAAGUUUCCACGUCAUGGGGAUAUUCAACGGCACCGCAGCAAUGGAAGGUACUAUGGAGUUGCCUGGAGAACAGCCAUUCUGAACCAUGUGGGUUUCAUAAACAUAGCCAGCUACAACAACUGGCCAGAUGGCAGCCAAAUUGAGGAGGUGAUGCCCCGUGCUGGAUUCCUGGACUACAAUCCUGGCUCACGAACCAAAUAUCUGGAUCUCACAGCCCACUGGGUGGGAAACUUUCUGAAGACGCGACAGGAGGCGGCUGCUGCAGCUUCUCCGGCAUCGCCCCAAAAUUGCUACGAGCUCUUGAAUGGGACUAUUUGCUAGGCGCACAAAACACUUCCGAAACGGAGAUAAUCCUAGUUACUUUAGAAGCAAUAGCAACAAUUGCAGGCCACACAAUUACUUUCGAACUGUUAACGAGUCUUCUGCUACACAUAUAUACACUACAUAUAUCGUUUUGAUAGUGAUAUUUUUAAUAACUCAGAUUAAUUCGAAACAUCAAGGGAGUGACAAAUACAAGUCGAGUUUUUUAGCAAGAAAUCAAGUUCAUUCUACCAAAAGGUUGUGCAUGAAUAAUUAAUAUUUAUACUUAACGCCAAUCACAAGGACAAUUGAAAACACAGCUAUGGAAUACUAGUCAGUUUUCUUGCCAAAACUCUCGACAAAAUAUGAAUCAAACGCAAAAGAAAGCAAUUAAAAUUGAUAUCAAUUAAAAGUAACUCUAGAGCCAGACAUACUUUUUUAUUAAAUCUAUACUAGCUUUCAAUUAUUGUAGAAUAUAGAGGAGAACAAUAUCAUAACUUAAUGCCAUGCCAUAUUAUGUAGACACCAAAGAAAAUUAUCUAUGUUAUAACGGAUAUAAAGUAAACACUUGUUAAACGAUUGGUACUUAAAAAAUUUUAACUUUAUUACCAGUACAAUAUAUAAAUACUUUAU
Molecule: messenger RNA, 2154 nt
Organism: Drosophila takahashii
Lineage: Eukaryota; Metazoa; Arthropoda; Insecta; Diptera; Drosophilidae
Product: glycoprotein endo-alpha-1,2-mannosidase
Cellular component (GO): Golgi apparatus
Molecular function (GO): alpha-mannosidase activity
Source: RefSeq, a predicted model, not a curated record